Molecule: messenger RNA, 300 nt
Organism: Colletotrichum truncatum
Lineage: Eukaryota; Fungi; Ascomycota; Sordariomycetes; Glomerellales; Glomerellaceae
Source: RefSeq, a predicted model, not a curated record
AUGCCGACAUCCAUUCCCUACGAUCCUAGCCUCACACUGAUGAGCGUCGUCGACGAAGCUGUGCUUCAGAAUUUCCAAGACAUUGCAAAACUACAAACGCCCAUCGAUGCUGCCCAGGAUAGUCUCAAUUCUCUCAUCUCUUCCAAGAGAAGCCUGACCAUGACCAAAACGGAGCUUAAAAACCUUCGGGUCGGAACGGACGCUCUAGACUCUGAGCUGGAAAAGCUGAACCCGGCUGCUGACAAUGCAGCGGCUGAUUAUACAAUUGCCAAGAUGGCCGCUGAGCCUCAGACCAUGUAA